Molecule: messenger RNA, 2199 nt
Organism: Gloeophyllum trabeum ATCC 11539
Lineage: Eukaryota; Fungi; Basidiomycota; Agaricomycetes; Gloeophyllales; Gloeophyllaceae
Exons: 9
Coding region: 1-2199 (732 amino acids)
Biological process (GO): DNA-templated transcription; regulation of DNA-templated transcription
Molecular function (GO): DNA binding; DNA-binding transcription factor activity, RNA polymerase II-specific; zinc ion binding
Source: RefSeq, a predicted model, not a curated record
AUGUCCUCCGCGGAAGCCUCCCCUGAGAGCGACCGGCAGCAAUCGAUACCCCCGUCCGUUUUGGCAUCCAACCCGGACAGCAAUAAUACCAGGCCCACCAUCAUAGAAUUCAAGAAAGAUGGGACUAUCUCCAGAAUGCGCUCCCAUCGAGGCAACAUGCCUUCAUUGCCGCAGACGAAAGUCUGCCCGUUAUGCCCCGCACGAUUUACGCGGACGACACAUCUCAAUCGCCACAUGAGGACUCACUCGAAUGAACGACUCCAUCGAUGUGACACUUGCAGCGCUGAAUUCACCCGGAGCGAUCUCUUGACUCGUCAUAAAAAGGGAUGCGGUGACCCUAACACCACCCAGCGCACUCGUCGAAAAUCUUGCCAGGCUUGCGCCGAGUCCAAAGUGAAAUGUGACCUGCAGUAUCCGUGUACGAAAUGCAAGAACCGCGGGAAGGAGUGUAUAUACGUGGGUGACUACCUGUCCAAUAACUUUCCAGGCCUAUCUCUCGGCGAGGCUGCUGCGUUCAUCUCGUCCCCGCCGAGCCCAGAGACGAGGCUGGGUGCCACCGCUCAAGCCAAGACUCCUGCGGCACCAAUGCGAUCCAUGUCUGACUCGGUCGUGCCCAGUAAUAUAGCGCUGACACCUGCCGCAACAACUGCCCUCGUAGAUGCAUUCCUGGCGGAUCCCAUGGCACAGCCUCCUGUCCCGCUCUCACUACACCGUUCAAGAUCCGACUCAGUAUCCGCUCUGACCAAUACCUCCGGCUUCUCCUCCCCAGGUUCUCCCGCUGUCCCCAACCUGGCCUACUCGACAGACUCUUCUGCUUCAUCGUCGCCUUCAGAAACCGAUCCUUCUACCGACUUCAACCUUCUCUUCUCCUCGGAACUGGACGCUUUGGCUCUGCAGGGUGACGCGGACAACAUAUGCGGCAGUAACCUAUUUCAGCCGUUCUUCAUUUACUUGUUCUUCACCGCCUUCCUGAAGCAGAUGCCGAUCAUUCACGGGCCAACAUGGGAGAUGGAGGGGAAGCCUGCUGUGCUCCUGGACGCGAUGUACGCAUGCGGCGCGCUUUACGUGAAGACUCGCAAAGCCGCGAAUUUCGUGACGAAAGUCCUGGAUGCAUCCAGAGAGACUUUGUUGCAGGAAUUUACACGGGAGCUCAACGACACCACCGACCAGAUCCACCUCAUCCUGGCCGUAUCAUUGCUGCAGACGAUAGGCUUGUUUCACCAGAAGGCGAGUCAGAGGGCUACUUCAAGUAUCUACCAUGGGAUGCUCGUCAUGAUGAUUCGCCGGUGCGGUUUGAUUUCCAAAGUCAACUCAUGGGCACCGCCUGCGAUGGUGGAUGCGGCAUCCACGGACCGUGCAUGGCGAGAGUGGGGUUUACACGAGACCGCGAAGCGCGCUCUCUUGCUGUCAUACCUCCACGACUGUUGCCACGCGCUAUACUUCGCGAUCCGCCCGUCCUUCAACUUCUCCGAGGUCGCUAUCAACUUGCCGUGCGAGGACGCUCUUUGGUUAGCCAGUUCGUCCAAGGAGUGGAGUUUCACGUUGUUGGGACCUUCACCCUAUGGCCAAUCGAUGGAUAAGCGGCUUAUUGGGGUGAGUAUGCCCCAAGUGCAGGCCGCUAUGCGGGAAUACAACCGUGUCCCUGGUACACUGCCGCCUUUGUCGCCUUUCGCGCACUUCGUCGUUGUCCACACUAUUCUCCGAGACAUCUACGCCAUAGGCCUAGAGAACUCGACACAGGGCGGCAGAGAUGCGCCGGGCUCGGAGCUGUCAUCAGAGAUGGAGCAAUCAGUGUCGCAGGAGAUCUUCAACCUCCAGUACUCGCUACAUAAUUGGUUGCAGAGCUGGAUGACGGCACCCGAAACUCCGAAGAUGGACGACCCCGAGGAGGAGCCGCCGUUCACCGUCAAUGUCCUUCCGUACUACUGGCUGGCGCAAGUCUCGAUUCUGGCGUACCAGGAAGGCCUGCCACCGUUCAAGGCUGGGGCCGGUCGAUUGAAUUCAGAACUUCAGUUCCGUCUAGUGAAACAUUGGCUAGAACAUAUAAGAAGCUUUCUCCGCAAGGGCGAGAGAGCGCCUACAUUGUUCUGGGAUGAGCUCAUGAAAGUUCGACUCCAAACGAAGCACGUCGACUGCGAUGGCGGGAGAGGCGUCGCGGAGCAUCCGGACGGCCUGCUGGGCUUCUUCACCGAGAAUUGA